ACUACCUUCCCUGCCCCCUGCCGACACCCUCCCCUUCCAACCCUUCUUGGCCUCUGUCCUGAGCUGCUUCUUGGUCUUAGGUACCCGGAACUCUCUGCCUGGUUCUGUCGCUAGUGACUCGCUACUCCCUGCUGCGGGAGCUCCACUGCAAGGACGCGGGGGUCCAGGAACCUGAAAUGGGUUCUGUAUCAUUUGAGGACAUCUCUUUGGAUUUCACCUGGGAUGAGUGGCAGGAUCUUGAUGCUGCUCAGAGGGCACUCUACAGGGAUGUGAUGCUCGAGAACUACAGCAGCCUCAUGUUCUUGGGGUACUGCAUGUCCAAACCCGAGUUGAUCUUCAAGUUGGAGCAUGGAUAUGGGCCAUGGAGUGUAGCCGAAGCCUCUAUCCAGAGCCUUCCAGGUGUUCAUAAAGUGACUGCCCCAAUUGAGAACCACCAGGAAUAUCACACGGAACUUUUGUGGCAAGUUGAAAUCACCAACAGCCAGACAUCAAAUGAAGAAAUUGUUGAAGCAGAACUGAACAUGACACAGAAAAUCUACCCAGGGACAACAUCUUACGAAGGGAAAGGAUGUGCGAAGAAGUUCUGCCAGCAGUCACAGCCCACGAGGGAUCAGAGGACACACGCGUGUAAGAAAAGCUUCAUGUAUAAGUCCCUUCUCAGUGAAUGUAAGGGACUUAAAGAGGAGGCACCCUAUGCACAUAGCCAGUGCAGGAAUGCAUUCUCUUGGAAGUCAUACCUCACCGAACGUCAGAGAAAUCCUACCGGUGAGAAGCCAUAUGAGAGUUCAGGUUGUGGGAAAGCUUCGCACACCAAGUCUCAGCGUCAGAUCAGUCAUCCAGAUGAGAAGCCCUACAAAUGCCUGGAAUGUGGGAAGUAUUUCUACUACAAGUCUCAAAUCACUGAACACCAGAGAAGUCAUACCGGCGAGAAGCCUUAUGAGUGUACAGAAUGCGGAAAAUCGUUCAGCUAUAAGUCACAUCUCACUGUGCAUCAGAGAAGUCAUACAGGGGAGAAGCCACAUGAAUGUGCAGAGUGUAGGAAAGUUUUUUACUAUAAGUCACAACUCACUCGACACCAGAGGAGCCAUACAGGGGAGAAGCCCUAUGGAUGUUUGAAGUGUGGAAAAUCUUUCUACUGUAACACACACCUUUCUCUGCAUCAGAGAAUUCAUGUAAGUGAGAAACCUUACGAGUGUACGGAAUGUGGCAAAGCUUUCUCUUUCAGUGCGUGCCUCACUCGGCAUCAGAAGACUCAUACAGACGAGAAGCCAUUUGAGUGUACACAGUGCCCCAAAGCUUUCUACUUUAAGAAACAGCUUACUCAUCAUCUGAAGACACAUACUGCUGAGAGGCGCUUUGAAUGUAAACAGUGUGGAAAAGCGUUCUACUGGAGGUCUAACCUUACUUUGCAUCAGAAAACUCAUACUGGGGAGAAGCCUUAUGAAUGUAAACAAUGUGGAAAAGCAUUUUACUGCAAGUCCCACCUCACUGUACAUCAGAGAACGCAUAUAAGUGACAAGCUCUACCAAUGCACAGACUGUAAGAAAGCAUUCUAUUCUCAGGCACAGCUUACUGUUCAUCAGAAGACUCACACUGAUGAGAAGCCCUAUGAAUGCAAGCAGUGUGGGAAAGCCUUCUACAGCAAGUCUGGGCUUACUGCACAUCAGAAAACUCAUACAGGUGAGAAGCCCUACGAAUGUAAACAGUGUGGAAAAGCCUUCUAUAACAAGUAUUUGCUCAUUGAGCAUUACCGAGUUCAUACAGGGGAGAAGCCCUAUCAAUGCACAGAAUGCAAGAAGGCAUUCUACUGCAAGAAAUACCUUUCUCUGCAUCAGAAAACUCAUGCAAGUGAGAAGUCAUUUCAUUGUGCAGAAUGUGGGAAAGCUUUUUCCUGGAUGUCACACCUCACUCAGCACCAGAGAAUUCAUACGGGUGAAAAGCCCUACACGUGUGAACAAUGUAGGAAAGCUUACUACUUCAAGAAACAACUCACUCGACAUCAGAGAACUCACGCGCAUGAGACGUCAUUAGAUGCAAAUAAUGCAGGACAUGUCACAGCAAAUCCUCCUUCUCUGUGCGUGAAAGAACUUAUACAAAGGAGAAACCCUGUAAGUGUAUCCAAUGCAGACGUUCUUCCUCAUGUCACACCUCACUCAGUGGCAGAUGAGAAAGCCUAGGAGUGUAACGAAUCCGUGAAAUCUCACCCAAGUGUAUAAUCAGAACACUUGCAGGUGAGAAUCUGAUUACUGGGAAAACUCUGGGAAGUUCCUGGUGUAAGUCAGCUGUUACUCUACCAGUGAACGCAUACCACAGUGAGACACAUGACUGCGAAGAUUGUUGGAAGGCAUGGUACCACAGUGCUCUUUGUAAGAGAAGCCAUACAUGGGAAUGUCUCUUAUUAAUUUAAAACAUGUAGAAAAGCUGUGUCGUUCUUCAGCUGAAUUGUGUAGAUUGUAGGUGAGUAACAUUGGAUGUAAAGAACAGAGGAAAACUUAACAACAUUAAGUUCCAUGAAUUCACACCUGGAAACUUAUGUAGGUGUGGGGCCCAAUGAAAUUAAUAAAAAUAGAUAUGUUUUGAAAUAGAAGUCAGGCCUCUACAUUAGAAACUUCAUGUGUGAUAUGCCAGGUACAGCAAAAAUUGUAGUGAGGUGUAUACUAUAUGCUUUCAAGUCUAGAUCAUCAUCCUGCAGGUUUAUUCACACACAGUAAUUGAAGACUAGCCUUAGCAACAUACAGCAUCAUUCCAUGUGUUUAAAAAGCAAUAAAGCCUUCUUGAAGUGUCCCAUGUCAGGUAAUGAAUUUAUUGCAACCUUUGUGUUUAAGACCCCAAGAAUAUGAAGAGUACCAAAACUUUGGAAUUGAACUUAAAAUUCAUCUGGCAUCAGAAACCCAAUAGAGAUGAUUAAGCAGAGGAGUCCAAUUUGAAAACACUUUAGUAGUCCAGCUGAGUUUAUUACAAAGAUUCCCCAACAAAGCAUAGAUGAAAGGAUUCUAGAACAGGCAUUCAGCCAUGUUACCACAGCACCAGCCAUCAGUUAACACAUGGAAGUGAGAGCACAUUUGAAGUUUAAACAUUAACUUGUUUAAAUGUGGCUCAGUGGCAGUAUGCAUAUGAGUCUUGUACUGUAUGUACAUCUUCACAUAGACGUUGUCAUGUGUUAUCUUGAUUUAGAAUAUUUACAUUCAUGGGGCAUUUGGAAAUCAGUCAAAAUUGUCUACAAGUUUUAAUGUCUCAUCAGACAUGAACAUUUUGAUGCUUUUUUGACAUUUUGAUGUCAUAUUUUUAUAGUUGUUUAGUUUUGAGACAAAAUCUUGAUUUGAAGCUUGAGUGUCCUCUGGCUUCUCCAUGUGCAUAGUUACGGACCAAUACAGAUGCAUACAGGACAUGAGCAUACAGUAGAAAAAUACCAAUUUUUUAUACAUUAGGAAAUUGUAUAGCCAAACAUCAGUAUAUGCAAUUUUCACGUUAAUUUUCAAAUGAUGUAACAUAAUAAUGUUCCUUGCCAAUAACAAUUAGGCAACUUUUUUCUUUUUUUUGUUUUGUUUUUUGUUUUUCAAGGCAGGGCUUUUCUGUAGCUUUGGAGCCUGUCCUAGAACUAGCUCUUGUAGACUAGGUUGGCCUCGAACUCACAGAGAUCCGCCUGCCUCUGCCUCCUGAAUGCUGGGAUUAAAGGUGUGCGCCACCACCACUUAUUUUAUUUUUCAGGUUUUGUUCUCCAUUAUAAUGUAUUGGAUCAAAACUACAAUCAGGAAUUCUAGGCAAGUGCUGUAUCCUGAGCUGUAGGCCCCAGGCAAUGUUUUGAUGAAUUUGUUGUUAUCACCGGAACUUUGUAGUUGAAACUAAUCUAUUAAAGGCCAUACAUACAUACAUACAUACAUACAUACAUAAAUAUCUGUACUUUCUGGAUAGUAGGCUUUAUUUCCUUGAGUUCCUUUAGCAUAACCACAUAGAAUAUGUGAAGUUUGUCUAUAAAUAUAGCAGCUGAAGGUCAGAGUAUACCUUAGUAAUAAGGCAUAUGUCUCUGCAAGUACACUGUGUAACUAAUCCCCAGCACAAAGAACACAGACAGAUUUAAAGAUAGGAAGCAUAAUACAAAGAGAAGGUACCAGAUUUAUUCUUCAAUGUCCUGUCUUUGUGACCUUUUCCAACUGUGUUACACAUUCUAAAGUUUAAAAUACUUCCCCAAAUAGUAUCACAAUUUGAAGAUCAAACACUCAGGACAUAAACAUUAGGUAGACAUUCCAUGUAGCUGCACAGCAGUGUCCCCAAAUUGUUAAAUUACAUAAUAUUUUAAAGAAGCCUAGGAGACUUCUAUUAAAGCAAAUACAAUUAAAACCAGUAAACCCAAAGAUAAAAUAUAUAAAGCAUUUAGAAAUAAAUAACAUUUUAAUUAGAAAAAUUUGCACAGUAGAUAACAUCAUAAAAAUGAGAGGCACAAUAUCAGUGAACUAGCUUUUAAGUAGAGAAGGAAAAUUAAAAAUCAGAUACUGAGUUUUGUGUUUAGCAGAGUAGACUUUAAAGAGCUGAGUAGAGGACAUAAUGUAAUUCAAGUUAUAUAUGAUUUUCACAAAAAAUAAAUUGGAAAUAUGAAGUGUU
This is a messenger RNA of Arvicola amphibius (Eurasian water vole), 4599 nucleotides long. Its product is annotated as zinc finger protein 571-like. Gene Ontology annotation, biological process: negative regulation of transcription by RNA polymerase II. The transcript is spliced from 5 exons. The record is from RefSeq and is a predicted model, not a curated record. Bases 177 to 2177 code for a protein of 666 amino acids. Gene Ontology annotation, molecular function: DNA-binding transcription repressor activity, RNA polymerase II-specific. Lineage: Eukaryota; Metazoa; Chordata; Mammalia; Rodentia; Cricetidae.